Messenger RNA from Drosophila suzukii, 2998 nucleotides. RefSeq lists its product as uncharacterized. NCBI's taxonomy places the organism in Eukaryota, Metazoa, Arthropoda, Insecta, Diptera, Drosophilidae. The record is from RefSeq and is a predicted model, not a curated record.
AGAGUCGGCUAUUUGCAAGUCGAGAGCCGCGCGAGUCGGACGUGCGAUCGCCCCAGCAAAUUAAGGGGCAAUAAAAGUAAACAGAUGAAACAAAGUGCAUUCGGCUAAUGGAAGUGGUGGCAAAAGUCAAAGCCAAAGCCACGCGAUAGUUCCGAAAAACAAACAAAUAAUGCAUAAUUGUGUUUGGAGUAAUUAGCACUAGAGGCUGCUGGCGGCUGUCCGACCCAAAAUCGGUCCAAAUUAUACAUUUGGUUGCAAGCGGAUAGGAUUCAGAGCUGCACUGAAGUGGACCCGGAUCCUGACCCAUUUGCAUAUGCAAAUAGCUGAAUCUGCAGGCGAUUGAGUGGCAAACAAUCAGUGCACGUGCCGAAAGUGUUAAACUGUGCCAAACAUAACCAGCAAACAGGCAAAAAGCCAGUGAAUAAAUAACCCUGUUCGAGUGACCCGUGUUCCACCCGAAAAUCAAUUACAAUUUAUUGCACGAGCAUGCCAAACGAUUCGCGGUUGCAACCACAAAAACGCAUCUGAAAAACAAUGCACCUCCAAUCAUCGCUGACCGCCCCCUGGCUAUGCAAAUUAGCGAUUGCAGCGAUUUUGCUAAUUCUACAGCAGAAUGCCAGCGUUGCCCUGCUGCUCAAGUGUCCGCUGCACCAGUUGCAGUUGCAGAAGAUCGUCGGAUUCCGGCCUCCGUUGGAGUAUCUGAAUGAGGGCAACCUGAUCUACGGCCCGGAAAUGGUGGACAACUUCAAGGAGCGCAAUGGGGACCAGGAACUUCCGGUCAGCCAGGUGUGCUGGAGGAUCUGCAACGAGGAUCCCGACUGCAUUGCCUAUGUGCAUCUUCUGGACACGGACGAGUGUCAUGGCUACUCGUACUUCGAGCGAACCUCACGAUAUCUGGCCAUUUCGGGGGAACUGCCUCUGGUGGCCGAUGGCGAGGCCGUGUUCUACGAAAAAACCUGCCUCCGAGUUCCCGAUGCGUGCCGAGGGCGACUCUGGGCACUGACCAAAAUCCCCGGCAGCACCCUGGUCUUCCAGAGCAAGAAGACCAUUUCGACGCUGGUCACGCGGCGUGAGUGCGCCGAGCGCUGCUUCUUCGAAAGCGAAUUUAAAUGCCUCUCCGCCUCCUUUGCGCCAUCGUAUCGGAACAAUCGUGAGCGAUUCCGUGGCGAAGCGAAUCCCGGCCAGAGUCCCUCCCCCCGCCUGGGCAGGUGCAUGCUGAGCGACAGGGACAAGACCAUCCAGCCGGACGCUUUCCGAGCCGCCCCAUACGACGAGGAGUACAUGGAAAACCAGUGCCACGAACGGGCCGUCGAGAGUGACAACUGCUCAUACGAGCUCUAUGCCAACAGCAGCUUCAUCUACGCGGAGGCCAGGUAUUUGGGCCUCUCCCAGAAAGAGUGUCAGGCGCUGUGCUCGCACGAGGCCAAGUUCUACUGCCAGGGGGUCUCCUUCUACUACGUAAACCAGCUGUCCCUCUCCGAGUGCCUCCUCCACUCCGAGGACAUCGUGUCUCUGGGACCCCGGAGCCUGAAACUCCGUGAAAACUCCGUCUACAUGCGGAGGGUCAAGUGCCUGGAUGUCCGGGUGUUUUGCACUCGCGAUGAGAUGUCCAUCAAGUACAACCCAAAGGACUGGUUCGCGGGCAAGAUCUACGCCAGCAUGCACUCCAAGGAAUGCCUGGCCAGAGGAUCCGGCAACGGGAGUGUCCUGCUGGCGCUCCAGAUCGGCAGCGAGAUCAAGGAGAACCGCUGUGGCAUCCUGCGAGCCUAUGAAAUGACGCAGGAAUACCAAAGAACCUUCAUCUCUGCCCUGGUGGUCAUACAGAACAAUCCGAAUGUGCAGACCCAGGGCGACCGGCUUAUCAAGGUCGGAUGCAUACAGAGCAAUGCGACCGCCUCGCUGGGCGUUUCGGUGAGGGACAGCAGCGCGGAUGCUUCUGAGAUAGUGCCCAGCGCCAUCGCCCUAGAAUCCUCGUUGGAGUACGCCGAGCACAUGUUCCCUCACGAAGGCGUGGUGCACUACAACAGCAGUACUGGCCCCCAUCCGCAUCCCAGCAUCUCGCUUCAGAUAGUGGAUCUGUCGCACCAACAUGAGACCAACGACGUGCAAAUUGGACAAAACCUGGAACUCCAGAUCGUCGCAGAGUACAGCCCACAUCAGUUAGCCGAGCACAUGGAGCUGCAGUUGGCACCACUGCCGGACUUUCGAGCCACCUCGCUGGUGGCCAAGACGGCGGACAACGAGAACUACGUUCUGUUGAUCGAUGAGCGCGGAUGUCCCACGGAUGCGAGUGUGUUUCCCGCUUUGGAAAGAAUUCACUCGGCCACCAGAAGUAUGCUGCGAGCCCGCUUUCAUGCCUUCAAGUUUUCCGGAACCGCCAACGUGAGCUUCGAUGUAAAGAUCCGCUUCUGUGUGGAGCGAUGCUCGGCAAGCAACUGCGCUAGUGCAUCCUGGCAGAGGAGACGGCGGCAGGUAGAUCAGCCAGAUCGAAGACCAGAAGACUUGCGUGUCCAGAACCCUGUAUACAUAUCCACCGUGGUGGACGUUGCACCAGAACACGGCAAGGGGAACUAUUCCAUUGCGCAGGAGGAACUGCCUCUGAACUACAAUAUUCGGGUUCACGGCCCGGACAAGAACAACGCCAACAGCUACAUGUACGGCGAGCGGGGAGUGCUGCUGAUAGCUGGCAUAGACGAUCAACUGCACUUGGAUAACGUGUGCAUCAACCAAAGCCUGCUAAUCGCCCUGUUCAUAUUCUGGCUGAUCUGUCAGGUGGCCCUACUCUUCGGCUGCGGCAUGGUGCUGCAGCGCUACCGCCGACUGGCUAAGCUUGAAGACGAGCGGCGCAGACUGCACGAGGAGUACCUGGAGGCGAGACGAGUCCACUGGGCGGACCAGGGCGGAUACACACUAUAAUGUUCGGCUGGGACGCAAUGCGUACAAAAUGCAUCUUAAUUUAAUAAACAUAAACCUAUGCGGAUCUUACAAACGAGUGCAA